AUCUGAGUAGUAAUUAGGCGCCUAAUACUAAGUAAUACGUGGCAUAUCCAAACAAAAUUUCAAAACACAUCAGUAGUCGUCAAAACUGGGUAAACAAUUUAAACAGCUCAAACCAUAAGCGCAUCAUAGGUUCACUGGAUGAAUGACUAAAUUGGGUUCACUCUGCUUUUCUACAAGUCGUAACGUCGCCAAGUUCUUCGACAGAUACUUAGACAAAUGGGAUGUGUUCUCGUGGAACUCUAUCAUUGCCGACUUGGCUCGGAGCGGUGACUCCGUGGAAGCCCUUCGAGCUUUCUAUUCCAUGCGAAAGCUCUCUCUCAAACCAAACCGUUCCACCUUCCCCUGCGCCGUCAAAUCAUGUUCCUCCCUUUCGGACCUCACUUCCGGCAAGCAGACCCACCAACAAGCUCUCAUCUUUGGCUAUGACACCGACCUUUUUGUAUCCUCCGCUCUCAUUGAUAUGUACUCCAAGUGUGGUCAACUUGCUGAUGCAAGAAAGCUGUUUGAUCAAAUUCCUCAAAAGAAUGUUGUUUCUUGGACCUCCAUGAUAACUGGCUACGUCCAAAAUGACCACCCGCAAGAAGCUCUCUUGCUUUUUAAAGAGCUCUUAGCAGGCCAAGAUCAGGAACUAGUUUCUCUUGACUCGGUUGCUAUGGUUUCCGUGCUCUCCGCUUGUUCUCGUGUUUCAGGGAAGACACUUACCCAAGGGCUCCAUGGCUUUGUUAUGAAAAGAGGAUUCGAUGAAGACAUGGGAGUUGGCAACACAUUGAUUGACGCCUAUGCCAAGUGCGGUGAGGUUGAUUUCUCUAGGAAGAUGUUCGACGUGAUGCCUGACAAGGACAUCAUUUCGUGGAAUUCUAUGAUUGCAGUUUACGCCCAGCACGGACUUUCAGCUCAGGCAAUGGAAAUUUUUCGUUCCCUGGCAUGGGAUAGAGAGGUUGACUACAAUGCUGUCACCUUGUCAGCCGUGCUGUUGGCUUGUGCACAUUCAGGAGCUCUUCAGGCUGGCAAGUGCAUACAUGAUCAGGUUAUAAAAAUGAACCUAGAGGAUAAUAUAUAUGUGGGCACAUCCAUGAUUGACAUGUACUGCAAAUGUGGGAGAUUAAGGAUGGCAAGGAAUGCCUUCAAUAGGAUGAAGGAAAAGAAUGUGAAAUCAUGGUCUGCUUUGAUUGCAGGCUAUGGUAUGCACGGGAGAGCCAGGGAAGCCCUUCAAGUUUUUUAUGAGAUGAACUCAGCUGGGGUAAAACCAAAUUACAUUACUUUUGUCUCUGUUCUAGCAGCUUGUAGCCAUGCUGGGUUGCUGGAUGAAGGUUGGUAUUGGUUUAACGCCAUGGAGCCUAGAUUUUGUAUACAACCAGGAGUGGAGCAUUAUGCUUGUAUGGUUGAUCUUCUUGGACGUGCUGGUUUCCUUGCCAAGGCAUAUAAUUUGAUAAAAGAAAUGAAGGUGACGCCUGACUUUGUCAUUUGGGGUUCCCUUCUAGCUGCAUGCAGGAUGCACAAGAAUGUCGAGCUUGGGGAGGUUUCUGCUAGGAACUUGUUUGAAUUAGACCCAAAAAACUGUGGGUAUUAUGUUUUGCUGUCGAACAUAUAUGCUGAUGCUGGAAGGUGGGAAGAUGUAGACAAGAUGAGGAUACUUAUGAAAAAUCGUGGAUUAAGUAAACCUCCUGGGUUCAGCCUGCUUGAACUCAAAGGCAGGGUUCAUGUAUUUCUGGUCGGUGAUAGAGAACACCCUCAACAUGACAGGAUUUAUGCUUAUUUGGAAGAAUUAUCUGUAAAGCUGCAGAUAGCUGGCUAUGUACCUAACACGACAUAUGAUCUUCAUGAUGUUGAGGAAGAAGAGAAAGGACUGACAUUACGAGUUCAUAGUGAGAAGCUCGCUGUUGCUUUUGGGGUUAUGAAUUCCGUCCCUGGCAGUACAAUUCAGGUGAUUAAGAAUCUUAGGAUUUGUGGAGACUGUCAUACAACAAUUAAGCUAAUUGCCAAGAUUGUUAAUAGGGAAAUCGUGGUCAGAGAUGCAAAGAGAUUUCACCAUUUUAAGGAUGGCUUAUGCUCAUGUGGGGACUAUUGGUGAUUUAAGCAUUGAACAAAAUUUUGUCUUCACCUACUAAUUGACUUAGAGGAGUUGUCGUAUGAUAAGCAGUGCUGCAUAAUCUGACAAGAUAUUCGCGAAGGAAUUAGUAUCGAACGUUAUUCCCCUGUUUUGUCGUAUCUCAAGAGCAAAAGAGAGAGCGGAUCCAUAAGCAGAAUUUGGAACUUCUCUCUGUGAAUUCAUCGUCUCACUCUAUUCUUCAUUAUUCAACCUCUUUUAUACACUGCAGAGAACACUGAAUUAUGUUUGUUUGAAACAUUUGUGCUUUGCAGGUUUUUAUGGCUAAUCCCGUUACAUCAGUUUAGGAAUUCUGGCAGCAUUAGCUAUCUUUUUUCACCUUGAAAGCUUUUUAUUAGGAGUAUGUUACAUGUGGGAAACAGUAAAUCAGUAUUUGCAUUGAAGGUGGGAAACAGUAAACUUUUUGGUGAUCGUUUUGAUUUUGAGUAUUGUAUUUAAGCAAGUGAUAUGAAAUGACAAACAUUUUUCUC
Lycium ferocissimum is the source of this 2577-nucleotide messenger RNA. RefSeq names its product pentatricopeptide repeat-containing protein At3g26782, mitochondrial. The record is from RefSeq and is a predicted model, not a curated record. Gene Ontology annotation, biological process: RNA modification. The transcript is spliced from 2 exons. The coding region runs from base 143 to 2071 and encodes 642 amino acids. Lineage: Eukaryota; Viridiplantae; Streptophyta; Magnoliopsida; Solanales; Solanaceae. Gene Ontology annotation, molecular function: RNA binding; protein binding; zinc ion binding.